Molecule: messenger RNA, 2107 nt
Organism: Haliotis rubra (blacklip abalone)
Lineage: Eukaryota; Metazoa; Mollusca; Gastropoda; Lepetellida; Haliotidae
Product: leucine-rich repeat-containing protein 72-like
Molecular function (GO): protein binding
Source: RefSeq, a predicted model, not a curated record
UUUCGAAUAAUCGGACUGUUUCUAACACGAGAACAGUUUGUAAAGUUAUGGAUGAAAAGAUCCGAGUUUUCAUUAUAAUAACUUUUUACGAGUGUCACUAGAUUGUUUGUUUCAUAAAAAGGUCAAACAAUUUAUAGUUUUCGAUAACUUUGUAUGAAUGCGAAAAGAUUUCAAAAUAGCUUUACCUCUGUUAUUUUAGCAACCAAAAACAUGGCCGACAGUGAGAAGGUUUUGAAACAGCUCUUAAGCAAUAGAAGAAUAAGGAAAGAUAAAGAUGUAGAAGAGCUUUACCUUUCUGACAAAAGUCUAACAGAAGUAUGUGAUCUGCAGCGUUUUCAUUAUUUAAGAUGUUUAUGGCUCAAUGGUAAUAAGCUACGGCAACUCAAUUGUCUGAGUGAGAACUACCAGCUGUCCGAGCUAUACCUUCACAACAAUGAGCUGGUUGAUAUCACCGGGGCUCUCCGCCACUUGACAUGUCUGCAGGUCCUCAUGCUGCAUAACAACCAGCUCACAAAGCUUGAUCGGAUCCUCACUGAGAUUAACAAGAUGCAGAGCUUGAAGACACUUAAUUUAUUCAACAAUCCAGUGGCUCAAGAGAGUGGAUACCGGCUGUUUGUGGUUUACUCUGUUCCAUCUGUGGAGCUCUUGGAUAGAAAAGAGGUCUUAAAGUUGGAACGUGAUAAGGCUAGGAAGAUAUAUAAUCAAGAACAAGAGAAGAUCCGCGACACCAUUGCCUUUGGUCGUAGAUCAGAUGGUCCUCCAUUGCCGAUCUAUAAUCCUCUUGACAUCCACAUCCCAGUCAGAGCAGAUCCUGGAGAUAUUGGUAACAGCUACUUGAGAGAUUGCGUUCCUAAUGAAGACCCAGAAGAGGCAGUAAAUGCACGCCGCCUAAACAAGUCCAUUGCAGUUUACACAAGCUUUGACUGGUCAAAGGUUCCCCGCAUUAAAGCUCGAAGGACAGCUGAAGAGAUGUUUGACUCUCCAGAGAUCAUCACACAUGUGUAUCGAUGAAAUAAGGUCAUGAUGUGAGAUACAGAAUAGCAAUACUGCUACAUUGCUGCAGUGUAUACCUUCACUCACUUGCAAUACUACCAGCAGUUUUCUGUCACACAGUUUUGGUGUCUCUUCCAAAAGUCCAACUGAAUGUAACAUUCAACAGUUGCAAUUUCAAUUUACAAUGAUUGAAUCGAGACAACUCAGCUAUAAUAUUCAAGAUCUUGGUACUCUUCAAUUUAGUUAAUAUAACUGUCAGAUCUUACUAUGAUUUGUGCAUUUUUACUGACAGCCAGUUGGGGGAUUUCUCUUUACAAAAUCAAAAGAGUCUUAAAAAUCAACAAAAAUAUUUUUCAGAAUCACUGAAAACAAUGUCCAGUAUUAUCUUCCGUGGUUGUGCAUUUAAUGCAGUGAUUAAUUGGGUUAUUUCCUUUUAUGAUUCAGUGUUGAUCAUGGUUAUCGUCUCCUGUUAGUUAUCAUGACUAGGUGAUUUCAGUAUGUUUUGAAGUGUUACUAUUUUGAGUUUGUUACAAGUGAACUUUAACGUUCAUCUCCAUUAAACAUUACAUAACAUGGGCUACUUCACCAAAUUAAAUGCUAGCCAGUAUUACAGUUUUCCAGUAUCUGUUUCACAGUAUUAUUAAAAGAAAGCCAGUAUUGGAUUACUCUAGCCAUUGCAUGUGAUAUAUUUUUCAUAAAUGUAUGUUUGAUAUUUGCAUGAUUAUUCUUAUUUAGACUGAAGUCUACAUAAUCAGUAUUAACAUUGAUGUGAUUUGAUGCUGUAACAAAUCAGUUCCUACUAACAGUAUUUAACAGUAUUGUUUUCAGUAGUCAUUGAUAAUUCUGACCAUUUAUAUGCUCUAUAUUCUUUCAAGAGCAUUUCUUAUAACAUAUGAAUUUUAUAUAUACUGAAUUUGCAAUACAAUUAACAUAUAAAUAUCUAUAUAUUUAGAAUCACCGCUUCUAAAAAUGCAUUUUGUUCCUACCAUUUCUACAUGGAUCUUGUUUAUAUAUUUUACACAUAGCAUUUCUGUAAUAAAAUAUGGCUUGCAACAUGCCUUCUGAAUCUUUUUGCAGUGAUGUUUCAACACAUUUCAGGACAAAAGAAAGAAGA